AUGAUGAUGAAUCCAUUACCAGACAUUUACAAAGAAUUUUCCCUUGUUAUUCAACAAGAACAAGAGAUGAACAAUUCGUUAUCGACUAUGACUCCAACUGCUAUCAACAAUGAAGAGAUUGUUGCAUUCCAAGUUCAGACAAAUUCAGGGAAUUACAAUGGAAAACCUAGUUAUUCUAAAGGGAAGAGACGAUGCUUUAGUGGUGCUAGAGGCUAUAACCAUAAUGGCUUCCCACCAGGAUUCAAAGGGAAAGGUGAAUCUCAAAGUGCUGGCAAUAAUCCUCAAUCCACUGUUGCAGUUAACAUCACAUAUGACUCUUCUCAACAAGGUUCAGUCGCAUCAUCAUUUGGAUUCACUCAAGAUAAGUACAACAACGUGAUAGAGUUGCUUCAACAGUCCAAGCCCAACCCUAAGGCCAAUUCUAUUUCUACCUACCCCUUUGUCAUGAAGUCACAUUUAUCCACACCUAACGAUACCUGUCAAAUCCUACAGAAUCAUUUCAAGGAAAUGAUUGGUACAUCUAGGUUGCAAAGAGGGAUGUAUGUUCUUGACUCUACACAUCACUCUUUAUUUUACAGUUCCAUUGUUAAUGAUUCAUCAGUUAGAGUUUUAUUGUCUCUUGUAGCAAUUAAAGGAUGGCAUUUAAAACAACUUGACAUUAACAAUGCAUUUCUUCACGGUGAUUUACAUGAAGAAGUCUACAUGACUCUUCCACCUGGUAUGUUUACUUCUUCUGCUUCACAAGCUGAUCAUUCCUUAUAUAUUAAGGCCAAUUCUCAUAGUUUCACUACUUUGUUGGUUUAUAUGGACAAAAUUGUUCUAGAUGGUGAUUUUAUGGAUGAAAUUCACUAUGUCAAGAAUCUGUUGGAUCACAAAUUUAAGAUUAAGGAUUAUGGUCAUUUAAGAUUCUUGCUUGGCUUUAAGAUUGCUAGGUCCAAAGUUGGUAUCUUUUUUAAUCAAAGAAAGUACACACUUUAUCUUUUAGAAGAUUAUGGUUUACUUGCUUCAAAGCCUUCUGUUGUCCCUUUUGAUCCCGACACAAAACUUUCAGUCAAUGUUGGUCAUCAAUUAGAACAUCCAUCCUGCUAUAGACAAUGGAUUGUUAGGAAGUCCAAGAAACAACAUAUUGUGUUCAAGUCCUUGACUGAAGUUGAAUAUCAGGCCUUAGCAUCGUUGGCUUGUGAGCUACAAUGA
Messenger RNA from Lathyrus oleraceus (garden pea), 1194 nucleotides. RefSeq lists its product as uncharacterized. The transcript has 6 exons. Bases 1 to 1194 code for a protein of 397 amino acids. The record is from RefSeq and is a predicted model, not a curated record. Lineage: Eukaryota; Viridiplantae; Streptophyta; Magnoliopsida; Fabales; Fabaceae.